UUGACUUGCAAAGAAGAAGAAAGGAAGAAAUCCAGAGAAGAAGGAAACUUUCAUUUCGCUCUCCUCCCACAGCUAUUCGUACUGUUCAUCUUCUUCUCCACUUCACUAUAAAAGUAAGAAGCAGAAGGGGAAAAACACUCAAGCGAUGGCACCUUCACCGUCCCCUACUAACUUUAAUUCAGCUGAUUCUUCUAGUGAAGCUGUCGUCAGUUCGAGUCUUCAUUCUAUUGAAGCUGCUGUCCCUCAAAUUAUGCAAGAGAAGCUUAAUCAGGUGAGUGAGUCAAUUUUUAAUCAUGAUUUGUUGUAUCCUUCCUGCUUUAGGAUAUUCGAAAUUUAUCUGAUCUGACGAGUGCUGCAAUGUACAGAGAAACUAGGCUAAUGUUCCUUAAUCACCUUCCUUCCUAUUUUUCUGUCAUCACUGGAGAAUGCCGGUUUGGAAAAGUCAGAUUCCAUGGCCCCCUUGUGAUGUAACUAACAUUGAAGGAUCAGCAGCUGUAGACUCUUCCCAAAUGAAACCAAAUGGCAUAUGCUCAACUGGUUCAGCUACUAACUUGAAUGAAAAAAUUGUGUCCUCAGAUGCAGCAAAUGCUGCGAGUUACCCUGUCUCUGCUGCUACCGAGGCUUUGGGUACACGGCAAAUAACCAUACUGAAUGCAGAACCGCGGACCUCUGCCAUGGGGCGGGCAGUCAGUGACACAAAUAUUGUAUCAACUGCAUAGCCGCCGCCGCUUCCGCUGAGUCCUAUGUUGUCCAGGCAAGCUUCUGGUCUUAGAAGUCUGAGUACUUUCGAGCCAGCCUUCCUUUUAAGUGAUCACAGCCGGAACCAAGCGAUAACUGACUUUUCGGUUCAAAGGGUUUCCAGCGGAGACAUGUCUCAUGGACCUUCAUCAGAUAAUGAUUUGAGGAGCAGGGACGAUAAAGUUUCAGAGGAAGAGACGCAUAGUUUUCGCAAUCCUCCAGCUUCCUUCAAGCAUCCAACUCAUUUAAUUACACCUUCAGAGAUUUUAGGGGCUGCUCCAUCUUCAGGAACAAAUGAUAUUAUGAGAGGGAAGAGUGACGUAGAGAAGAGCAUUCAAGAUGUAGGCGUUAACAAUGAAGUAUGCAAUGUUGAGGUGGAGGUUAAAGUUGUUCCAGAUGGAUCUUCUCGAAGAGAAAAAUUCUCUCCCGAGGAGUCUCAGGAGUCCAUUGCUGAUAAUAAUGAGAAACUCUUCUGCUCCCAGGCUUCAGAUCUUGGCAAUCAAAUAGCCAGAGAAUGCCUUGCAGGAUCUUCGGCCGGACAAAGUCAGCAAACUAAUGAUGCUGAAGUUACAGAACGAUCAACCCAACUUCCUUGUUUGGAUGAAGUCAAUGCCUCUUCAAAUGCGACUGAAGAAGUUUCUUAUCAAGCUGUUACUUCGCAAAUGCUGGUAUCGGCUACUGCUAAAAGUAAGAAGCAGAAGGGGAAAAACACUCAAGCAAUGGCACCUUCACCGUCCCCGAGUACCUUUAAUUCAUCUGAUUCUUCUAGUGAGGCCGUCAUCAGUUCGAGCCUUCAUUCUAUUGAAGCUGCUGUCCCUCAAAUUAUGCACGAGAAGCUUAAUCAGAUAAUGGCUAUGCAAAAAGAAAUGAAAAAACAGAUGACUGCUACUAUUAAUGUCCCUGUCACAAAAGAAGGCAGCAGACUAGAGACUUCCCUUGCACGGACCAUGGAGAAAAUUGUCAAGGCAAAGAGUGAUGCUUUGUGGGCUCGUUUUCAAGAAGGGAAUGUUAAAAACGAGAAGCUACUGCAGGAUCGGGUACAGCAGAUAAUUAAUGUUCUGGGCAAUUUCAUCAACAAGGACUUGCCUGCCACUAUAGAGAGAAUAGUGAAAAGGGAAGUUGCUGCAGUUCAAACAAAUGUUCUUCGUGCCAUUACACCAGCUAUUGAGAAGACAAUAGUUUCAGCUAUUACAGAAUCCUUCCAGAAAGGGGUAGGUGAUAAGGCCAUCAAUCAGCUUGAGAAAUCCGUCAACUCUAAACUGGAAGCUUCAGUUGCUAGGCAAAUCGUAGCACAGUUCCAAACAUCUGGAAGGCAAGCGCUUCAGGUUGACAUUCCCAAGAAAAGAACUCUCAAGAUUAAUAUCCGAGCGCAAAUAUGAGGAAGCAUUCACCUCAGCCCUGCAGAGAAGGGAUGUCUCAACCCUCAAUUGUCUCCUGGUUAUGCUCUCAGAGAAGAUAAUGGACUACAGCAGCAAUCACUGCAUACUGUUGGUUGGAGAAGGUGACUUCUCCUUUGCAGCCUGCUUAGCUCGAGCUUUCGGCUCUGCUCCUCACAUUGUCGCCACUUCCCUAGAUUCCCGAGUGAGCUUGGAGUGGAAGUA
Punica granatum (pomegranate) is the source of this 2339-nucleotide messenger RNA. The record is from RefSeq and is a predicted model, not a curated record. NCBI's taxonomy places the organism in Eukaryota, Viridiplantae, Streptophyta, Magnoliopsida, Myrtales, Lythraceae.